AUGUCGGGAGACGGUCUGGACAACAGUUUGGCAUCGCCCGGCACCGGAGACGAGGACGACCAGGACAAGAAGAGGCAGAAGAAACGAGGCAUCUUUCCCAAAGUGGCCACGAACAUCAUGAGGGCCUGGCUCUUCCAGCACCUAACGCACCCGUACCCCUCCGAGGAACAGAAGAAGCAGCUCGCACAAGACACAGGCCUCACUAUUCUACAAGUCAAUAACUGGUUCAUCAAUGCCAGGAGAAGAAUAGUCCAGCCAAUGAUCGACCAGUCCAACAGAGCAGUGAGCCAGGGCACAGCGUACAGCCCUGACGGACAGCCCAUGGGCGGGUUUGUCCUGGACGGUCAGCAGCACAUGGGCCUGCGACACGGAGGACCCAUGGGCGGCAUGGGCAUGAACAUGGGCAUGGACGGCCAGUGGCACUACAUGUAG
Messenger RNA from Knipowitschia caucasica, 432 nucleotides. NCBI's taxonomy places the organism in Eukaryota, Metazoa, Chordata, Actinopteri, Gobiiformes, Gobiidae. The record is from the annotation of a GenBank genome assembly.